AUGGAGGUGGGGCAACAACGGGUCGUCUUCACUGAAUUUGUCAAUCCCUUCCUCUCGAGAGAUGACCUACCAGAUCCUGCCUGUCUUGCCAAUACUACAAGCAGCGCUGACUGGCUGGAGAAGAACUUUGGCAACUUCUCCGUCUACGCUACCUUGGAGGAUCUCCAAAGGCUGAAUGAAAAUUUCUCCAGCUUUGCAUCGUUGGCGCUGCUGAGCCCCAGCCAAGUAGCUGAACUGACACUGAGCUCCGGAGCGUUGAACAACACCAAUCAGAUCGUCGCUGUGUUUGACCGCCUGGAGAAUGGCAAUGCUUUCAAGAACGUGGAGGAGUUUCUGACGACUCUAACCGCAUCUCCUGAGAUUCCCGAUAUCGCCCCCGCUGUGAGAGACGUGAUGAUGAACCGAACAUUCGUGAUCAUUGAACUGAAGUUCCCGGAAUUUGUGGCUCAUGACUGGGAAGUGUGGUUCACCGAGAAGCUCAUCCCUGUCCUCCCCAGUUUCACCGCAGAAAUGCUGCUUAAGGUCACAGCUGGCAUCAACUGCACCAACUACCAUGUGAUCGUUGAGGGAAUGGGAGAUGUUUUCUACAAAAUGACAUUCACCAGGAGGCAGGAGAUAACCAGGGUUCUGGUGGAGCACCUGAAGCAAUUUGCCGUCCGAUUCAACAGUCCAGCUUUAAGCUGGCAGCUUUGGAAUCCCUGUCACCUGACCAGAAAGCAGAGCUCCUGUUGGAUCCGUCCACCGGUUGCUCUUGAAAAUGUGACCGUGGUGAAGGAGGUGUUGAGCAGCAUCCUGAGAGCCCCAGAUGAGAAGCAGCUAGAGAAAUUCUUUGAAACGUUCGUGGAGGUCAGCAAGGAGGAAAACAUCGCCUACAUCACAAACGCGGACGUCCGGGACGCAAUACUGAACCUGACUUUGACGGCUCUGGCUCCCAAAUUCCCUCUCUUCCAAACCAGUGACUAUGAGCUGUGGUUCCAAAUUAAUCUCGUGGUCCUGCUGGCCAGCUUCCGUCCUUCAGUUUUGGUGGUGAUCCCCGCCAACCUCACCUGCGACUCUUACGAUGCAAUAUUGAAAGGCCUGGACAACGCUUUGGUGGUUCUCCCAUCUGCAGUUGGAGCGGAGCUGAAGUCAAGCAUAGACGAACUUCGACAGUCACCACCAGAAGGCUGCACGCCUCCUCGUCCUGUGGGUUUCUGCAAAGAGACAAUAGUGGAUGAGGUGAAGCUGUGUAGUGGUGUCAACAGUGGUCGACCCGGGAGCCAGCCUCCUUCCUCGGAUCAGCUGUGCAACUUCACCAUCUCUAAUUAUGCCUGCUCAUCGGACGCAUCAUCCCUGUCCUCUGAUGCUCUCGUCACGCUGCUGACUUGCAAAGUGCCGAGCAUGAACAGCAGCGCAGAGACGUGGAAGCUUUUUUUCCAGAAAGUCGCGGGAGUUCUGGAGGUUGCUCUGUCAGCGUACUCCAACAAUAACCUCAGUGGCCAUCAGGCUGAGUCCAGUAUUCUCGAUGCCAUCGGAGAGGUGAAAGUCAACAACUUCAGCGCCGCUCAACUGACAGAUGUCAGCUUCAUUAGCGACUGGUUCCAGGGAAGGCUGAGACCAUUCUUGCCAGCGGUCUCCAGGGACUUCCUGUCCUGCCUUAGCUCCAAGAACUUCAGUUGCGACACCUACCAAGUUGUGGUGCAGGCUCUCAGUCGUCAAGCGUCCCUCAUGGAGGUGGGGCAACAACGGGUCGUCUUCACUGAAUUUGUCAAUCCCUUCCUCUCGAGAGAUGACCUACCAGAUCCUGCCUGUCUUGCCAAUACUACAAGCAGCGCUGACUGGCUGGAGAAGAACUUUGGCAACUUCUCCGUCUACGCUACCUUGGAGGAUCUCCAAAGGCUGAAUGAAAAUUUCUCCAGCUUUGCAUCGUUGGCGCUGCUGAGCCCCAGCCAAGUAGCUGAACUGACACUGAGCUCCGGAGCGUUGAACAACACCAAUCAGAUCGUCGCUGUGUUUGACCGCCUGGAGAAUGGCAAUGCUUUCAAGAACGUGGAGGAGUUUCUGACGACUCUAACCGCAUCUCCUGAGAUUCCCGAUAUCGCCCCCGCUGUGAGAGACGUGAUGAUGAACCGAACAUUCGUGAUCAUUGAACUGAAGUUCCCGGAAUUUGUGGCUCAUGACUGGGAAGUGUGGUUCACCGAGAAGCUCAUCCCUGUCCUCCCCAGUUUCACCGCAGAAAUGCUGCUUAAGGUCACAGCUGGCAUCAACUGCACCAACUACCAUGUGAUCGUUGAGGGAAUGGGAGAUGUUUUCUACAAAAUGACAUUCACCAGGAGGCAGGAGAUAACCAGGGUUCUGGUGGAGCACCUGAAGCAAUUUGCCGUCCGAUUCAACAGUCCAGAUUGCAGAAAGGACAUCGGAAACGAUGCUGAGUGGCUUGACAUCAACUUGGGUCUAUUCUCCACGGUGGCCAAUUACACAGACCUCAAGGAGCUGAACAUCAGUGGGCUGGCAGCUUUGGAAUCCCUGUCACCUGACCAGAAAGCAGAGCUCCUGUUGGAUCCGUCCACCGGUGCUCUUGAAAAUGUGACCGUGGUGAAGGAGGUGUUGAGCAGCAUCCUGAGAGCCCCAGAUGAGAAGCAGCUAGAGAAAUUCUUUGAAACGUUCGUGGAGGUCAGCAAGGAGGAAAACAUCGCCUACAUCACAAACGCGGACGUCCGGGACGCAAUACUGAACCUGACUUUGACGGCUCUGGCUCCCAAAUUCCCUCUCUUCCAAACCAGUGACUAUGAGCUGUGGUUCCAAAUUAAUCUCGUGGUCCUGCUGGCCAGCUUCCGUCCUUCAGUUUUGGUGGUGAUCCCCGCCAACCUCACCUGCGACUCUUACGAUGCAAUAUUGAAAGGCCUGGACAACGCUUUGGUGGUUCUCCCAUCUGCAGUUGGAGCGGAGCUGAAGUCAAGCAUAGACGAACUUCGACAGUCACCACCAGAAGGCUGCACGCCUCCUCGUCCUGUGGGUUUCUGCAAAGAGACAAUAGUGGAUGAGGUGAAGCUGUGUAGUGGUGUCAACAGUGGUCGACCCGGGAGCCAGCCUCCUUCCUCGGAUCAGCUGUGCAACUUCACCAUCUCUAAUUAUGCCUGCUCAUCGGACGCAUCAUCCCUGUCCUCUGAUGCUCUCGUCACGCUGCUGACUUGCAAAGUGCCGAGCAGCAUGAACAGCAGCGCAGAGACGUGGAAGCUUUUUUUCCAGAAAGUCGCGGGAGUUCUGGAGGUUGCUCUGUCAGCGUACUCCAACAAUAACCUCAGUGGCCAUCAGGCUGAGUCCAGUAUUCUCGAUGCCAUCGGAGAGGUGAAAGUCAACAACUUCAGCGCCGCUCAACUGACAGAUGUCAGCUUCAUUAGCGACUGGUUCCAGGGAAGGCUGAGACCAUUCUUGCCAGCGGUCUCCAGGGACUUCCUGUCCUGCCUUAGCUCCAAGAACUUCAGUUGCGACACCUACCAAGUUGUGGUGCAGGCUCUCAGUCGUCAAGCGUCCCUCAUGGAGGUGGGGCAACAACGGGUCGUCUUCACUGAAUUUGUCAAUCCCUUCCUCUCGAGAGAUGACCUACCAGAUCCUGCCUGUCUUGCCAAUACUACAAGCAGCGCUGACUGGCUGGAGAAGAACUUUGGCAACUUCUCCGUCUACGCUACCUUGGAGGAUCUCCAAAGGCUGAAUGAAAAUUUCUCCAGCUUUGCAUCGUUGGCGCUGCUGAGCCCCAGCCAAGUAGCUGAACUGACACUGAGCUCCGGAGCGUUGAACAACACCAAUCAGAUCGUCGCUGUGUUUGACCGCCUGGAGAAUGGCAAUGCUUUCAAGAACGUGGAGGAGUUUCUGACGACUCUAACCGCAUCUCCUGAGAUUCCCGAUAUCGCCCCCGCUGUGAGAGACGUGAUGAUGAACCGAACAUUCGUGAUCAUUGAACUGAAGUUCCCGGAAUUUGUGGCUCAUGACUGGGAAGUGUGGUUCACCGAGAAGCUCAUCCCUGUCCUCCCCAGUUUCACCGCAGAAAUGCUGCUUAAGGUCACAGCUGGCAUCAACUGCACCAACUACCAUGUGAUCGUUGAGGGAAUGGGAGAUGUUUUCUACAAAAUGACAUUCACCAGGAGGCAGGAGAUAACCAGGGUUCUGGUGGAGCACCUGAAGCAAUUUGCCGUCCGAUUCAACAGUCCAGAUUGCAGAAAGGACAUCGGAAACGAUGCUGAGUGGCUUGACAUCAACUUGGGUCUAUUCUCCACGGUGGCCAAUUACACAGACCUCAAGGAGCUGAACAUCAGUGGGCUGGCAGCUUUGGAAUCCCUGUCACCUGACCAGAAAGCAGAGCUCCUGUUGGAUCCGUCCACCGGUGCUCUUGAAAAUGUGACCGUGGUGAAGGAGGUGUUGAGCAGCAUCCUGAGAGCCCCAGAUGAGAAGCAGCUAGAGAAAUUCUUUGAAACGUUCGUGGAGGUCAGCAAGGAGGAAAACAUCGCCUACAUCACAAACGCGGACGUCCGGGACGCAAUACUGAACCUGACUUUGACGGCUCUGGCUCCCAAAUUCCCUCUCUUCCAAACCAGUGACUAUGAGCUGUGGUUCCAAAUUAAUCUCGUGGUCCUGCUGGCCAGCUUCCGUCCUUCAGUUUUGGUGGUGAUCCCCGCCAACCUCACCUGCGACUCUUACGAUGCAAUAUUGAAAGGCCUGGACAACGCUUUGGUGGUUCUCCCAUCUGCAGUUGGAGCGGAGCUGAAGUCAAGCAUAGACGAACUUCGACAGUCACCACCAGAAGGCUGCACGCCUCCUCGUCCUGUGGGUUUCUGCAAAGAGACAAUAGUGGAUGAGGUGAAGCUGUGUAGUGGUGUCAACAGUGGUCGACCCGGGAGCCAGCCUCCUUCCUCGGAUCAGCUGUGCAACUUCACCAUCUCUAAUUAUGCCUGCUCAUCGGACGCAUCAUCCCUGUCCUCUGAUGCUCUCGUCACGCUGCUGACUUGCAAAGUGCCGAGCAGCAUGAACAGCAGCGCAGAGACGUGGAAGCUUUUUUUCCAGAAAGUCGCGGGAGUUCUGGAGGUUGCUCUGUCAGCGUACUCCAACAAUAACCUCAGUGGCCAUCAGGCUGAGUCCAGUAUUCUCGAUGCCAUCGGAGAGGUGAAAGUCAACAACUUCAGCGCCGCUCAACUGACAGAUGUCAGCUUCAUUAGCGACUGGUUCCAGGGAAGGCUGAGACCAUUCUUGCCAGCGGUCUCCAGGGACUUCCUGUCCUGCCUUAGCUCCAAGAACUUCAGUUGCGACACCUACCAAGUUGUGGUGCAGGCUCUCAGUCGUCAAGCGUCCCUCAUGGAGGUGGGGCAACAACGGGUCGUCUUCACUGAAUUUGUCAAUCCCUUCCUCUCGAGAGAUGACCUACCAGAUCCUGCCUGUCUUGCCAAUACUACAAGCAGCGCUGACUGGCUGGAGAAGAACUUUGGCAACUUCUCCGUCUACGCUACCUUGGAGGAUCUCCAAAGGCUGAAUGAAAAUUUCUCCAGCUUUGCAUCGUUGGCGCUGCUGAGCCCCAGCCAAGUAGCUGAACUGACACUGAGCUCCGGAGCGUUGAACAACACCAAUCAGAUCGUCGCUGUGUUUGACCGCCUGGAGAAUGGCAAUGCUUUCAAGAACGUGGAGGAGUUUCUGACGACUCUAACCGCAUCUCCUGAGAUUCCCGAUAUCGCCCCCGCUGUGAGAGACGUGAUGAUGAACCGAACAUUCGUGAUCAUUGAACUGAAGUUCCCGGAAUUUGUGGCUCAUGACUGGGAAGUGUGGUUCACCGAGAAGCUCAUCCCUGUCCUCCCCAGUUUCACCGCAGAAAUGCUGCUUAAGGUCACAGCUGGCAUCAACUGCACCAACUACCAUGUGAUCGUUGAGGGAAUGGGAGAUGUUUUCUACAAAAUGACAUUCACCAGGAGGCAGGAGAUAACCAGGGUUCUGGUGGAGCACCUGAAGCAAUUUGCCGUCCGAUUCAACAGUCCAGAUUGCAGAAAGGACAUCGGAAACGAUGCUGAGUGGCUUGACAUCAACUUGGGUCUAUUCUCCACGGUGGCCAAUUACACAGACCUCAAGGAGCUGAACAUCAGUGGGCUGGCAGCUUUGGAAUCCCUGUCACCUGACCAGAAAGCAGAGCUCCUGUUGGAUCCGUCCACCGGUGCUCUUGAAAAUGUGACCGUGGUGAAGGAGGUGUUGAGCAGCAUCCUGAGAGCCCCAGAUGAGAAGCAGCUAGAGAAAUUCUUUGAAACGUUCGUGGAGGUCAGCAAGGAGGAAAACAUCGCCUACAUCACAAACGCGGACGUCCGGGACGCAAUACUGAACCUGACUUUGACGGCUCUGGCUCCCAAAUUCCCUCUCUUCCAAACCAGUGACUAUGAGCUGUGGUUCCAAAUUAAUCUCGUGGUCCUGCUGGCCAGCUUCCGUCCUUCAGUUUUGGUGGUGAUCCCCGCCAACCUCACCUGCGACUCUUACGAUGCAAUAUUGAAAGGCCUGGACAACGCUUUGGUGGUUCUCCCAUCUGCAGUUGGAGCGGAGCUGAAGUCAAGCAUAGACGAACUUCGACAGUCACCACCAGAAGGCUGCACGCCUCCUCGUCCUGUGGGUUUCUGCAAAGAGACAAUAGUGGAUGAGGUGAAGCUGUGUAGUGGUGUCAACAGUGGUCGACCCGGGAGCCAGCCUCCUUCCUCGGAUCAGCUGUGCAACUUCACCAUCCCUAAUUAUGCCUGCUCAUCGGACGCAUCAUCCCUGUCCUCUGAUGCUCUCGUCACGCUGCUGACUUGCAAAGUGCCGAGCAGCAUGAACAGCAGCGCAGAGACGUGGAAGCUUUUUUUCCAGAAAGUCGCGGGAGUUCUGGAGGUUGCUCUGUCAGCGUACUCCAACAAUAACCUCAGUGGCCAUCAGGCUGAGUCCAGUAUUCUCGAUGCCAUCGGAGAGGUGAAAGUCAACAACUUCAGCGCCGCUCAACUGACAGAUGUCAGCUUCAUUAGCGACUGGUUCCAGGGAAGGCUGAGACCAUUCUUGCCAGCGGUCUCCAGGGACUUCCUGUCCUGCCUUAGCUCCAAGAACUUCAGUUGCGACACCUACCAAGUUGUGGUGCAGGCUCUCAGUCGUCAAGCGUCCCUCAUGGAGGUGGGGCAACAACGGGUCGUCUUCACUGAAUUUGUCAAUCCCUUCCUCUCGAGAGAUGACCUACCAGAUCCUGCCUGUCUUGCCAAUACUACAAGCAGCGCUGACUGGCUGGAGAAGAACUUUGGCAACUUCUCCGUCUACGCUACCUUGGAGGAUCUCCAAAGGCUGAAUGAAAAUUUCUCCAGCUUUGCAUCGUUGGCGCUGCUGAGCCCCAGCCAAGUAGCUGAACUGACACUGAGCUCCGGAGCGUUGAACAACACCAAUCAGAUCGUCGCUGUGUUUGACCGCCUGGAGAAUGGCAAUGCUUUCAAGAACGUGGAGGAGUUUCUGACGACUCUAACCGCAUCUCCUGAGAUUCCCGAUAUCGCCCCCGCUGUGAGAGACGUGAUGAUGAACCGAACAUUCGUGAUCAUUGAACUGAAGUUCCCGGAAUUUGUGGCUCAUGACUGGGAAGUGUGGUUCACCGAGAAGCUCAUCCCUGUCCUCCCCAGUUUCACCGCAGAAAUGCUGCUUAAGGUCACAGCUGGCAUCAACUGCACCAACUACCAUGUGAUCGUUGAGGGAAUGGGAGAUGUUUUCUACAAAAUGACAUUCACCAGGAGGCAGGAGAUAACCAGGGUUCUGGUGGAGCACCUGAAGCAAUUUGCCGUCCGAUUCAACAGUCCAGAUUGCAGAAAGGACAUCGGAAACGAUGCUGAGUGGCUUGACAUCAACUUGGGUCUAUUCUCCACGGUGGCCAAUUACACAGACCUCAAGGAGCUGAACAUCAGUGGGCUGGCAGCUUUGGAAUCCCUGUCACCUGACCAGAAAGCAGAGCUCCUGUUGGAUCCGUCCACCGGUGCUCUUGAAAAUGUGACCGUGGUGAAGGAGGUGUUGAGCAGCAUCCUGAGAGCCCCAGAUGAGAAGCAGCUAGAGAAAUUCUUUGAAACGUUCGUGGAGGUCAGCAAGGAGGAAAACAUCGCCUACAUCACAAACGCGGACGUCCGGGACGCAAUACUGAACCUGACUUUGACGGCUCUGGCUCCCAAAUUCCCUCUCUUCCAAACCAGUGACUAUGAGCUGUGGUUCCAAAUUAAUCUCGUGGUCCUGCUGGCCAGCUUCCGUCCUUCAGUUUUGGUGGUGAUCCCCGCCAACCUCACCUGCGACUCUUACGAUGCAAUAUUGAAAGGCCUGGACAACGCUUUGGUGGUUCUCCCAUCUGCAGUUGGAGCGGAGCUGAAGUCAAGCAUAGACGAACUUCGACAGUCACCACCAGAAGGCUGCACGCCUCCUCGUCCUGUGGGUUUCUGCAAAGAGACAAUAGUGGAUGAGGUGAAGCUGUGUAGUGGUGUCAACAGUGGUCGACCCGGGAGCCAGCCUCCUUCCUCGGAUCAGCUGUGCAACUUCACCAUCCCUAAUUAUGCCUGCUCAUCGGACGCAUCAUCCCUGUCCUCUGAUGCUCUCGUCACGCUGCUGACUUGCAAAGUGCCGAGCAGCAUGAACAGCAGCGCAGAGACGUGGAAGCUUUUUUUCCAGAAAGUCGCGGGAGUUCUGGAGGUUGCUCUGUCAGCGUACUCCAACAAUAACCUCAGUGGCCAUCAGGCUGAGUCCAGUAUUCUCGAUGCCAUCGGAGAGGUGAAAGUCAACAACUUCAGCGCCGCUCAACUGACAGAUGUCAGCUUCAUUAGCGACUGGUUCCAGGGAAGGCUGAGACCAUUCUUGCCAGCGGUCUCCAGGGACUUCCUGUCCUGCCUUAGCUCCAAGAACUUCAGUUGCGACACCUACCAAGUUGUGGUGCAGGCUCUCAGUCGUCAAGCGUCCCUCAUGGAGGUGGGGCAACAACGGGUCGUCUUCACUGAAUUUGUCAAUCCCUUCCUCUCGAGAGAUGACCUACCAGAUCCUGCCUGUCUUGCCAAUACUACAAGCAGCGCUGACUGGCUGGAGAAGAACUUUGGCAACUUCUCCGUCUACGCUACCUUGGAGGAUCUCCAAAGGCUGAAUGAAAAUUUCUCCAGCUUUGCAUCGUUGGCGCUGCUGAGCCCCAGCCAAGUAGCUGAACUGACACUGAGCUCCGGAGCGUUGAACAACACCAAUCAGAUCGUCGCUGUGUUUGACCGCCUGGAGAAUGGCAAUGCUUUCAAGAACGUGGAGGAGUUUCUGACGACUCUAACCGCAUCUCCUGAGAUUCCCGAUAUCGCCCCCGCUGUGAGAGACGUGAUGAUGAACCGAACAUUCGUGAUCAUUGAACUGAAGUUCCCGGAAUUUGUGGCUCAUGACUGGGAAGUGUGGUUCACCGAGAAGCUCAUCCCUGUCCUCCCCAGUUUCACCGCAGAAAUGCUGCUUAAGGUCACAGCUGGCAUCAACUGCACCAACUACCAUGUGAUCGUUGAGGGAAUGGGAGAUGUUUUCUACAAAAUGACAUUCACCAGGAGGCAGGAGAUAACCAGGGUUCUGGUGGAGCACCUGAAGCAAUUUGCCGUCCGAUUCAACAGUCCAGAUUGCAGAAAGGACAUCGGAAACGAUGCUGAGUGGCUUGACAUCAACUUGGGUCUAUUCUCCACGGUGGCCAAUUACACAGACCUCAAGGAGCUGAACAUCAGUGGGCUGGCAGCUUUGGAAUCCCUGUCACCUGACCAGAAAGCAGAGCUCCUGUUGGAUCCGUCCACCGGUGCUCUUGAAAAUGUGACCGUGGUGAAGGAGGUGUUGAGCAGCAUCCUGAGAGCCCCAGAUGAGAAGCAGCUAGAGAAAUUCUUUGAAACGUUCGUGGAGGUCAGCAAGGAGGAAAACAUCGCCUACAUCACAAACGCGGACGUCCGGGACGCAAUACUGAACCUGACUUUGACGGCUCUGGCUCCCAAAUUCCCUCUCUUCCAAACCAGUGACUAUGAGCUGUGGUUCCAAAUUAAUCUCGUGGUCCUGCUGGCCAGCUUCCGUCCUUCAGUUUUGGUGGUGAUCCCCGCCAACCUCACCUGCGACUCUUACGAUGCAAUAUUGAAAGGCCUGGACAACGCUUUGGUGGUUCUCCCAUCUGCAGUUGGAGCGGAGCUGAAGUCAAGCAUAGACGAACUUCGACAGUCACCACCAGAAGGCUGCACGCCUCCUCGUCCUGUGGGUUUCUGCAAAGAGACAAUAGUGGAUGAGGUGAAGCUGUGUAGUGGUGUCAACAGUGGUCGACCCGGGAGCCAGCCUCCUUCCUCGGAUCAGCUGUGCAACUUCACCAUCCCUAAUUAUGCCUGCUCAUCGGACGCAUCAUCCCUGUCCUCUGAUGCUCUCGUCACGCUGCUGACUUGCAAAGUGCCGAGCAGCAUGAACAGCAGCGCAGAGACGUGGAAGCUUUUUUUCCAGAAAGUCGCGGGAGUUCUGGAGGUUGCUCUGUCAGCGUACUCCAACAAUAACCUCAGUGGCCAUCAGGCUGAGUCCAGUAUUCUCGAUGCCAUCGGAGAGGUGAAAGUCAACAACUUCAGCGCCGCUCAACUGACAGAUGUCAGCUUCAUUAGCGACUGGUUCCAGGGAAGGCUGAGACCAUUCUUGCCAGCGGUCUCCAGGGACUUCCUGUCCUGCCUUAGCUCCAAGAACUUCAGUUGCGACACCUACCAAGUUGUGGUGCAGGCUCUCAGUCGUCAAGCGUCCCUCAUGGAGGUGGGGCAACAACGGGUCGUCUUCACUGAAUUUGUCAAUCCCUUCCUCUCGAGAGAUGACCUACCAGAUCCUGCCUGUCUUGCCAAUACUACAAGCAGCGCUGACUGGCUGGAGAAGAACUUUGGCAACUUCUCCGUCUACGCUACCUUGGAGGAUCUCCAAAGGCUGAAUGAAAAUUUCUCCAGCUUUGCAUCGUUGGCGCUGCUGAGCCCCAGCCAAGUAGCUGAACUGACACUGAGCUCCGGAGCGUUGAACAACACCAAUCAGAUCGUCGCUGUGUUUGACCGCCUGGAGAAUGGCAAUGCUUUCAAGAACGUGGAGGAGUUUCUGACGACUCUAACCGCAUCUCCUGAGAUUCCCGAUAUCGCCCCCGCUGUGAGAGACGUGAUGAUGAACCGAACAUUCGUGAUCAUUGAACUGAAGUUCCCGGAAUUUGUGGCUCAUGACUGGGAAGUGUGGUUCACCGAGAAGCUCAUCCCUGUCCUCCCCAGUUUCACCGCAGAAAUGCUGCUUAAGGUCACAGCUGGCAUCAACUGCACCAACUACCAUGUGAUCGUUGAGGGAAUGGGAGAUGUUUUCUACAAAAUGACAUUCACCAGGAGGCAGGAGAUAACCAGGGUUCUGGUGGAGCACCUGAAGCAAUUUGCCGUCCGAUUCAACAGUCCAGAUUGCAGAAGGGACAUCGGAAACGAUGCUGAGUGGCUUGACAUCAACUUGGGUCUAUUCUCCACGGUGGCCAAUUACACAGACCUCAAGGAGCUGAACAUCAGUGGGCUGGCAGCUUUGGAAUCCCUGUCACCUGACCAGAAAGCAGAGCUCCUGUUGGAUCCGUCCACCGGUGCUCUUGAAAAUGUGACCGUGGUGAAGAGGUGUUGAGCAGCAUCCUGAGAGCCCCAGAUGAGAAGCAGCUAGAGAAAUUCUUUGAAACGUUCGUGGAGGUCAGCAAGGAGGAAAACAUCGCCUACAUCACAAACGCGGACGUCCGGGACGCAAUACUGAACCUGACUUUGACGGCUCUGGCUCCCAAAUUCCCUCUCUUCCAAACCAGUGACUAUGAGCUGUGGUUCCAAAUUAAUCUCGUGGUCCUGCUGGCCAGCUUCCGUCCUUCAGUUUUGGUGGUGAUCCCCGCCAACCUCACCUGCGAC
Messenger RNA from Carassius auratus (goldfish), 11903 nucleotides. RefSeq lists its product as uncharacterized. NCBI's taxonomy places the organism in Eukaryota, Metazoa, Chordata, Actinopteri, Cypriniformes, Cyprinidae. The coding region runs from base 1 to 11634 and encodes 3877 amino acids. The record is from RefSeq and is a predicted model, not a curated record. The transcript is spliced from 98 exons.